This is a messenger RNA of Rhodotorula toruloides NP11, 1179 nucleotides long. RefSeq names its product syntaxin 1B/2/3. Gene Ontology annotation, cellular component: SNARE complex; endomembrane system; plasma membrane. Gene Ontology annotation, biological process: intracellular protein transport; exocytosis; vesicle fusion. Gene Ontology annotation, molecular function: SNAP receptor activity; SNARE binding. NCBI's taxonomy places the organism in Eukaryota, Fungi, Basidiomycota, Microbotryomycetes, Sporidiobolales, Sporidiobolaceae. The transcript has 10 exons. Bases 1 to 1179 code for a protein of 392 amino acids. The record is from RefSeq and is a predicted model, not a curated record.
AUGUCGCGCGAUCGUCUCAGGGAAGCACGCAACCAGCAGUACGGUCAAGGGAAUGCAGGAGGAUACGGACAGCCGCAACAGCCCGCUUACGGUGGAGCUGUCGGGGGAGGCGGCGGUGCGGGCGGGUAUGGGGGCGGACCCGGCUACGGUCAGACGCAGGGCAGCUACGGCGGUGGAGGGUAUGGCGGCUACGACUCCCAACCUUCCGCCUACAACCAGGCUCCCGCACCCUCGGCCUACGGCGCGCCCAACUCCUACGCUCCUCCUGUCGGACAGGGCGACGCCUACGCCAUGCAACCGUUGAACGGUGGCGCCGGCCGCGCGAACGGGAGUCUGAUCGGACCGGACUUGGGUCCCUUCUUCGCGGAGGUCGAGUCGAUUCAGGACGACAUCAAAGGACUCCACUCGAACAUCAACGGCGUCUCUGAACUCCAUUCCCGCCGCCUCGCCUCGACCGACGAUGCGACGCAGUCCAACACCGCCGCUCAGCUCACCCAGCUCACGAACCAGACCACCGGUCUGACGAACCAGAUCCGGCAGCGCAUACUCAAGCUCAACGAGGCGAACCGGCAGAGUCCGCAGGGCGACCAGGGUUUCAACACGCGGAAACUCCAGAUUGCCAACCUGCAGAAUUCGUUCAAGCGCGCGCUUGAGGAGUACAACAUGGUGGAGAAGAGGAGCAGGGAGAAGUACCGCGACAGGAUGGCCAGGCAGAUCAAGAUUGUCAAGCCCGACGCGACCGACGCCGAGAUCAAGGCCGCCUGGGAGGACUCCCAAGGCGGUGCUCAGAUCUUCUCGCAAGCUGGCGCUCGCGCUGCCUUCGCCGAAGUGCAGUCGCGCAACCAGGACUUGCGAAAGAUUGAGGAGACGAUCACGCAGCUCGCGCAGAUGAUGCAGGAUAUGGCGACGCUGGUCCUCGAGCAGGACGAGUCGGUCAAGUUGAUCGAGACGCAGGCUGUGCAGGUCAACACGGAUGUCGAGCAUGGUCUCGAGCAGACGAAGAAGGCGGUCAAGAGCGCCAGGAGGGCGAGGAAGAUGCGCUGGGCGUGCUUCUUCAUCAUCCUUGCGAUCAUCAUCGUCGUUGUCGUCGUGGUGGUGGUCGAAGUGUUGAAGAACCAGGCCUGUCCCUUCCCUCGAAUCUCCCCUAUGUCGUCGUGCUCUCGCUGUGUCGCGACUUGA